Messenger RNA from Phycodurus eques (leafy seadragon), 1850 nucleotides. RefSeq names its product serpin peptidase inhibitor, clade E (nexin, plasminogen activator inhibitor type 1), member 2 (gene serpine2). Gene Ontology annotation, biological process: negative regulation of endopeptidase activity; negative regulation of plasminogen activation. The transcript has 9 exons. Gene Ontology annotation, molecular function: serine-type endopeptidase inhibitor activity. Bases 238 to 1431 code for a protein of 397 amino acids. Lineage: Eukaryota; Metazoa; Chordata; Actinopteri; Syngnathiformes; Syngnathidae. The record is from RefSeq and is a predicted model, not a curated record.
UUCAUACUGACGUUUGGUUUGGAGGAGGAGUUGAGUCCGUUAAAAGUCGUAUUAAAACGGCGUUGUGCAGUUUCGACUCGAUCCUUCCUGGAAUGAAGAACAUUUUAAAUUUACUUCUCACACGUGUAUGUGAUAUUUUGUUUGGUCGCCCGUCAGACGUUGAGAAUUUGGCGGAGAAAGUUCUAGUUUCACCUGUGGUGCAAGAGGAGCACGCGUCACAGUGCUGUUAAAGUCAAAAUGAGGUACCUGGUCUUGCUGGUUCUGUAUGCUCUGGUGACCCUGUGCUGCCAUACAAGUGCACUGUCCCAAACACCAUCUUACGGCGAACGGGGAUCAGAUCUUGGUAUUCAGGUGUUUCAGCAAGUCGUCCGCUCCAAGCCCCUGGAAAAUGUGGUCCUUUCACCCCAUGGAGUGGCCUCUGUCCUUGGCAUGCUGAUACCAGGAUGUCAUGGGGAAACCCGCAAGCAAGUCCUCAGUUCUCUCCGAUACAAGAAAAAUGGACCUUACAGAAUGUUAAAAAAGUUGCACAAGACCUUGACCGCUAAGUCCAACCAGGAUGUUGUUCUCAUUGCCAACGGCAUCUUCAGCCAAGAGGGCUUCCCCAUGCAGAAGAGCUUUGUCGACGCCAACAAGGCAAACUUCCAGGCUGAGAGCAGGAGCAUGGAUUUCAGUGACCCCCAACGGGCAGCAGAUAAGAUCAAUACCUGGGUCAGCAACAAAACCAGAGGUCACAUCACAAGCCUGAUCAAUGCAGAUAUGCUGGCUUCUGCCCUGGCCCGCUUGGUCAUUAUUAACUCAAUCUACUUCAAAGGCUUAUGGAAGUCCCGCUUCCAGCCUGAAAACACCAAGCUGAGGCCCUUCACUGGGGGCGAUGGCAAUGUAUUUAAAGUUCCUAUGAUGUCCCAGCUAUCAGUCUUCAACAUAGGCAUGGCCACCACUUCUCACGGGGUUAAAUAUAAGGUGAUUGAGCUGCCCUAUCAUGGUAACACAAUCAGCAUGCUGAUUGUUCUACCUACCGAAGAGGAUGCACCUCUGUCCCACGUCAUCCCACAUAUUAACACCGCCACAGUGCAGAGUUGGCGCAAACUGAUGCACAUGCGGAAAGUGCACCUACUCCUCCCCAGGUUUGCUGCUGAUGUUGAGGUAGAUUUAAAGGACCCCCUGUCAGCGCUGGGUAUCACAGAUAUGUUCAGUCAGGACAAAGCUGACUUUAAGCACCUGAGCUCAGAGCCUGUGUAUGUCUCCAAGGCCCUCCAGAAAGCCAAAAUUGUGGUAAAUGAAGAUGGAACAAAGGCAGCAGCUGCCACUGCUGCAAUUUUGAUGGCUCGUUCCUCUCCUCCUUGGGUUUCAGUGGACAGACCUUUCCUCUUCCUCAUUCGGCAUAACACAUCUGGUACACUCCUCUUUAUGGGCCAAAUCAACCAGCCCUGAAGCAGAUGUCCACUGUGCCCCCCCCCCCCAGUGGUAUCGUGGAUGCACAGGAAUUGCUUGUUUGCUUGCAUGAAACUGGUGUAGAUAUGUUUUAUUGCCUUUAUUUUAGUCAUAUUCAGAAAUGCAUAUGCCUUCAGUUUUGUCUGCUUUUUUCUUAUUUUUUUUACGAAUUGAAUUUGUUUUUAAUAGACUUUGAAUGUCAUUUUUGUAUUUUAUUAACUCUGUUUACUAAAUGUUUACUAAUCAUUUGUAUUGUUUUUUCCAUUUCAAUUAUCACUCCAGUUGUUCUUAAGUUAUGGCGCUGCAUGUCCAAUCUUGAGGUCUUGCACACAACUGUUUUAAUAAGAUUUUCCUUCAUGGAGGAAGGUUUCUUUUGUAAUUCUUGCAUCAUUUGAGAGCAAUAAAUACUCAUAAACUCA